This is a messenger RNA of Rhinolophus ferrumequinum (greater horseshoe bat), 2770 nucleotides long. RefSeq names its product testis specific serine kinase 4 (gene TSSK4). The record is from RefSeq and is a predicted model, not a curated record. The transcript has 4 exons. Gene Ontology annotation, molecular function: tau-protein kinase activity; protein serine/threonine kinase activity; ATP binding. Gene Ontology annotation, cellular component: cytoplasm. NCBI's taxonomy places the organism in Eukaryota, Metazoa, Chordata, Mammalia, Chiroptera, Rhinolophidae. Gene Ontology annotation, biological process: microtubule cytoskeleton organization; intracellular signal transduction; protein phosphorylation.
CAUUCUUGCUUGUGUUCUUGAUGUCUCUCUCCCAUUAUUCUUUCAUUGCAGCUGCCAAGUGAAACCUUAAUCUUGGGUUAAUUCAUCUGUCACUAUGGAAACACCUAUACCCAGAAUGCUAAAAGAAUGCUGAUGUGUUAAGAUCAUGUUUCUCCAAAUUUUGUUCUCCAACCUUAACUGGGCCCUCAAAGCUGCCCCGUGAUCCUGCUCAUUUUCCAAAUCAGCUCUUUUCCCUUCUCCACAACCCAUUCUUCUCAAACCUCUGACUUCAUCUCCUCAGUUGACCUCCCUUAUAGCUUAGUGGAAAAUGCAAGCAAGAAAAGCAAUUACAGACAAUGGUAGGUGCUGCGACAGAAAGUAUUGUGGCUGUGGGAGCAUCCAGGAGAGAGAAACAUCUAAUUUGGGCUUGAGCAAGCAGUCAAGUCUUCCUUAAAACAGUUCAGCAGUUAAGUUCUGAAGGGAGAGCCAGAGUUUGUCAGCACAGAGGAAACAAUGAAGGAAAAGCAAUUCUGUUGGUUGGAGCAUUGUGUGUAUGUUAGAAGGUAAAAUUGGAGAGGUGUGCAGGGUAGCUUGAAGCCACAUAAAAGAAUUUGGACUUGGUCCUGAGGAGAAUGGGGAGACAUUAAAUUGUUUUAAAUGGGAAUUAAAAUCAGAUUUAUUCCUUGGACUUAAGGGUGAAGGAGAGUUCAGGGUCAUGGAAGCAAAAAUAAGAACGCUUUUCAAGGAUACGAAUACAUUUCAAAGUUAAGAGGUGGACUUGACUUCUCUACCCCUUCAAUCUGAGUGAUCCUUGUAACCUUGUAUUUGUCUUUACUCACACAACGGUGUGGAAGUGAUGCUUUAUGAUUCUGGAGCCCAACCAAUUGGUCGUGCAACUUGUGAUUUUUUUUUUUCUCUUGAAAUUCACUGCCACUGUGUUAGGGAACUCAGGCUAGUCUGCUGGAUAAUGAGACCUUAUGCAGCAGAAACAAACCAUCCCAGCUGAGAUGAGACCGCCAGAUGAACCACCUAACUGGGCCUAGUUCAAUUUGAAAAAAAUGAAUGAAUUUUAAAGUUAGAUUCCUUAGAACAUGCUUCUACAAUACCUUGCAAUGCUCUGAUUCUCACAUUUGUCUUUUCUAUAUUGGAUUAUAAAUUCUAACAGCGCAGGCCUUACUGCUUAUUUUAUCCCAGUACUCAGCACACUGCCUGGCACAUAGUAGGUGCUCAAUAACCAUGAAUGGUUGAAGGGACCAGAUCUAUGGAGGGAGACACCAGAUUGCAAAGGUGCCUCCAGUAAUGAAUAUAUCCUAAACUGCACUUUAUUCUUAGGCCUUGUGGCCAGUGGUGGAUAGAAGGUGAAUUGUGAUGUGUGCGGAACACGGGACCUUGGGGGGUUCUGUAACCAAGAGGAGAAAGAAGUAACAACAGCCAGUGGCCACAAAAAGAACUGCUCCCUUCUUCCCCUUCCAAGUUCCUAGCAGAGAGCUGAACCCAGCAUCCCAGAUUUGUGUGACUACAUAGGCGAGCAUUUGGAGACUAACUUCACUUUGGUACCGUAGUCCUCAGUGGCUCGAGGGGUUGGCUUUCUGAGCAGAAGGGAGGAUUUUAAGUAGCAAAGCUCCCUGCUCUCAGCAAGCCCAACACCAUGGGGAGGGGAGACACCCAGGAGGCAGCACCACCCACCUCAGCCUACCGCUCUGUCAUGGAAGAGUAUGGUUACGAGGUAGGCAAGGUCAUCGGCAAUGGUUCCUAUGGGACGGUGUAUGAGGCUUACUACACAAAGCAGAAUGUCAGGGUGGCUAUCAAGAUCAUCUCAAAGAAGAAGGCUUCUGACGACUAUCUUAACAAGUUCCUGCCCCGUGAGAUACAGGUAAUGAAGGUCUUGCGACACAAGUGCCUCAUCAACUUCUAUCAGGCCAUCGAGACCACGUCCCGAGUGUACAUCAUUCUGGAGCUGGCUCAGGGUGGUGACGUCCUUGAAUGGAUCCAGCGCCACGGGGCCUGCUCUGAGCCCCUUGCUGGCAAGUGGUUCUCCCAGAUGACCCUGGGCAUCGCCUACCUGCACAGCAAAGGCAUCGUGCACCGGUGAGGGUGCUGCCACCCAGCCCUCUCCCUGACCCCCAGCCUUUCUGCUGCUGAUAGGGACUUAAAGUUGGAGAACCUAUUGCUGGACAAGCGGGAGAAUGUGAAGAUAUCGGACUUUGGCUUCGCCAAGAUGGUGCUUUCUAACCAGCCUUUGCAUAGUAGCCCUUCUUACCGCCAAGUGAACUGCUUUACUCACCUUAGCCAGACCUACUGUGGCAGCUUUGCUUAUGCCUGCCCGGAGAUCUUGUUAGGUUUACCCUACAACCCUUUCCUGUCUGACACCUGGAGCAUGGGUGUCAUCCUUUACACUCUAGUGGUCGCCCAUCUGCCCUUUGAUGACACCAAUCUCAAGAAGCUGCUGAAAGAGACUCAGAAGGAGGUCACUUUUCCACGCAACUACUCCAUCUCCCAGGAGUGCAAGAACCUGGUCUUCCAGAUGCUACGCCAAGCCACCAAGCGUGCCACCAUCCUGGACAUCAUCAAGGAUCCCUGGGUGCUUAAGUUCCAGUUUGAGCCACCCACUCAUGAGAUCAGGCUGCUCGAGGCCAUGUGGCAGCCAGCCAGCACCACGAAUCGUCACCAAUCCUUGGAAACCAUUACUAAAAAUGACUGAGGAAGGGGGUUGAGAGAGGAGCAAAGGAGGAGGGUCUGGGGCUAAAAAUCUUUUAUACCAAAAAUAAAUCUAAUUCUGAUUUAGUUUCAU